AUGUUUCCCAGUAGAGUUCUUCUUUCACGGUCGGUCUGGAAAGGCCCCAAUAUCGUUCCUCUCCCCAUUGUCAAACCAGUACCGGGUGUUCGAACAUUACCAAUUAGAACACAAGCAAGAUCUGCGACUAUUCUACCUAAUUUUGUCGGCUUGACCUUUGAAAUUCAUAAUGGGAAGGUUUACAAUGAGGUGACCAUCACUGAAGAUAUGGUGGACAUAAGUUGGGGGAAUUCUCGGCGUAGGUUCUAA
Botrytis fragariae is the source of this 249-nucleotide messenger RNA. Its product is annotated as putative 37s ribosomal protein s19. The record is from RefSeq and is a predicted model, not a curated record. Gene Ontology annotation, biological process: translation. Gene Ontology annotation, cellular component: ribosome. Lineage: Eukaryota; Fungi; Ascomycota; Leotiomycetes; Helotiales; Sclerotiniaceae. Gene Ontology annotation, molecular function: structural constituent of ribosome. The coding region runs from base 1 to 249 and encodes 82 amino acids. The transcript has 3 exons.